This is a messenger RNA of Fopius arisanus, 466 nucleotides long. RefSeq names its product katanin p60 ATPase-containing subunit A-like 2. The transcript is spliced from 2 exons. The record is from RefSeq and is a predicted model, not a curated record. Lineage: Eukaryota; Metazoa; Arthropoda; Insecta; Hymenoptera; Braconidae. The coding region runs from base 184 to 459 and encodes 91 amino acids.
GAGCCUGCCAGAAGAUUCAGAGCUGAAUUCCUGGCGAGAUUGGACGGUUUGGUGACACUCCAAGGGUCAAGGGUUGUCCUACUCGCCACUACUAAUGCCCCAUGGAAUUUGGAUGCAGCUCUGCUGAGACGUCUGGAGAAACAUGUGUUGAUAAAUCUUCCGGUAAUUUCUGCACGACGAGAAAUGCUGAAAUAUUAUACAGCCCCGGCUCUCCAUAAGCAGAAUGACUUCGAGCAAUUGAUAAAAGAGACUGAGUUCUACUCUGGAUCAGAUCUGAAGCAGAUGUGUAAAGAGGCCUGGAUGAUUCAAAUGCGGCAUUAUCUCUCUACAGAUAAUAAAUCGAAGGUGCCAGAUCAGAUUAAUUCCCUGGACGUUAUGAAGACUGCAAGAAAAAUCAUUCUCCCCACAACGAAACACUUGACUGGUAGAUACAACGAAUGGGAAUCGAGAGUUAAGUGAUUAAAUC